Humulus lupulus (European hop) is the source of this 1534-nucleotide messenger RNA. Its product is annotated as trihelix transcription factor ASIL2. The transcript has 2 exons. Lineage: Eukaryota; Viridiplantae; Streptophyta; Magnoliopsida; Rosales; Cannabaceae. The record is from RefSeq and is a predicted model, not a curated record. Gene Ontology annotation, molecular function: transcription cis-regulatory region binding. The coding region runs from base 296 to 1195 and encodes 299 amino acids. Gene Ontology annotation, cellular component: nucleus.
GCCGAGCCGAUAGACAAAAUAGCUGAGCGCGAACCCCAGCUAAAAAGAAACUCCCCUCUCCCGCUUCUCUUCCCUUAGUUACGUUCGCCGUCGUACGAUUUGCACGUCGUUUGAAAUCUCAAACCUCUUUUUCUCUCUCUAAUCCUCGCACGCGCCCACCUCUACAUGCAUGCACUCUCCCUCACGCCACACUUUCCGACCGCCACCCACUUCCUAACCGUAACCCCGCCGUCACCGGCCACCGACACCGCCCGAUUCUGAGCCGUGCCCUUUGACCGAGUCCUUCACCAGCCGUAUGGAUAGCGACACCGGAACGCCGUCACCGGGAACGGCGCCGACUGCUAGGACGACGCCGUUUAGCAGUGGCGGCGGCCGCGAGGAUUGUUGGAGCGAGGAGGCCACCUUCACACUGGUUGAGGCCUGGGGCGACCGGUAUUUAGCGCUCAAGCGAGGGAACCUCCGACAGAAGCACUGGCAAGAAGUCGCCGACGCCGUCAACUCCGAUCACUGCGACGGCGUUAGGUCUCGCCGGACCGACAUCCAGUGUAAAAACCGAAUCGACACGCUCAAGAAGAAGUACAAGAUCGAGAAGACUAAGGUUUUCGAGUCUGACGGAUCCUACGUCAGUCCUUGGCCUUUCUUCGCUCGCCUUGACGCCCUAAUCGGAAAAAAUUACCCGAUUUCCAAGGUUCUCUCGCCGCCGGCAACCGUCGUUCACCGGAAUCCAUCACCGCCGUCGUGGGCUCGAUACUCCCCUGUGCCGGUUGGUCCCCGAUCUGCGACGCAGAAGCGGCCGGCACCGGUGCCAUCGCCGUUGCCGUUAGCCACCGAUUACUCGGGAUCUCAACGGAAUUUCUCUGUGUUUGCAGCGGCCGCGGUUGCAGCAUUGGCGGAGGAGGCGGAUGAUGAGGACACCGACCGGUCGGGGUCGAGGUCAAGCACGGGAAGUGGACGACGGAAUAGGGAGAGAGAGCCGUUGUACAGUGGAUUGGCACAGGCGAUAGAGAGGUUUGGAGAGAUAUAUGCGAGAGUGGAGGCUGCGAAACAGAGGCAAAUGGUGGAGUUGGAGAAGCAGAGGAUGCAAUUCGCCAAAGAUUUAGAGUUUCAGAGGAUGCAAAUUUUCAUGGAAACACAGGUUCAGCUUCAAAAGAUUAAGCGCGCCAAGCGAUCUUCGGGUAAUGACAGUUACUCUUAGGUGGGUGGUUGGAUAAAAGUGUUGGUGGUUCUGGCCGAUUUCUUUUGGAAAGGUACAGUGAGGUUAACUUAAGAAGAAGAGCAUAGGGUUUCAGUUUAUUUCCGGUGAAUCCCUAUGCUGAAGGAAUACUUGGACGUGGUCAGAAACGCAGACUAUUUAUGGUAACACCCUUUUGUGAAUUAUUAUGGUUACUCUUUUCUUUUUUCUUUUUUAGGGAAACCAGAGUGUUAGAUGUUUAAAGUUUCAUUUUGUUAAAUUUAUUUAUACUCGUCCUUGAGAUUGUCUGGUUACAAUUCGUAUAUCAUGUUUGCUGUAAAAUUCAGGAAUCUCCAAAACUAA